UUCUCCACCCUAAUCUCGUCCCACCGAUAGCUCACCACUCCUCCAGCGCCCCCCACUCGGACUGACGACCCCACCAUUGCCACCGCCGACGAACGACCCACCACAUCCGGCAACCGUCACCACUGCCGGGCUCUCUCUUGCACGGCAAUUGAAGGGUGAACAAUGGAGUUAGAGGCUUUAGAUGAUGUAGAAGUCAGGGAUAUUGAAACUCCAGAUAACAAUGUGGAAGGGUUUAAAACACCGACAAUUGGGAUGUAUUUUGAGACAAUUGAAGAAGCACGAAAUUACUAUGAAUGUUAUGGUCGAGAAAAUGGGUUUUGGAUUCGUACUCGGGGUUCAGAAAAAGGACGAAAUAGGUCGAAUGAAGUCACUAAGGUGCGAUUUGUUUGCACAAAAGAAGGAAAAUAUGCUGCAAAAAAUCAGCAGGAAGGUGUUCAAUCGUUAAAUGUGGAUGCGGUAGAUGAAGAGGAGAAUGUGAUAUAUCAAAGAAAAGAGUUAGAAAUUAUUCAACCGUUAAAUGAGGAUGUAAAGCUUAUUUGCGGAUUAUGCUUGACAAAUGGAAUUGCAAAUGGAAAGUAACAGGUUUCGAUGAAA
This is a messenger RNA of Rhododendron vialii, 594 nucleotides long. RefSeq lists its product as uncharacterized. The record is from RefSeq and is a predicted model, not a curated record. NCBI's taxonomy places the organism in Eukaryota, Viridiplantae, Streptophyta, Magnoliopsida, Ericales, Ericaceae. The coding region runs from base 163 to 579 and encodes 138 amino acids. The transcript is spliced from 2 exons.